AUGGUCAUUGAGAAUAGCAUGAACACCAAAGCUUCCAUUAAAGAGGUUCUAAAGUCUAUGGCGGAGAACUCGUCUAUCCAUGGAGUUUCUAGAUGGGUGACGUCUCGGCAUUGGUAUCAACGUCUUCUCUGGAUUUUAGUCUUUCUUGCAGCCGCUGGGGUAUUGAGUUACCAGUUAUCGCGUUUAUUUGGAGCGUAUAAAUCCUACCCUGUGAAGACUUCAGUGGAAUUAAAGUUUUCUAGUUUACCGUUUCCAGCAGUAUCUAUCUGUAAUAUGAACCCGAUCAAAAUGACCAAACUUUAUAUUACAAGCACAGAUACACAGAAAACAAUAAAUGGCACAUAUACCAGAAAGAAAAGGAGUGUAAACCGUAGGUCUAACAAAGAAACCAAAGUAUCCUUUUCCUCCUAUUUGUCACCAGGGAACGGUGAUAAAAUCACCAACUUUUUUCCUUUAAAAGAAAUGGGGAUAGGACAAGGAGGCCCCGCGCUUCCAGCACCUUUAAUGGAGAGAGAACCCUACCACUCAGUUGAACUCAAUAAAAACAAAAGAAAAUACAAAAACAACAACAAACACUCCCCGAAAAGUUGGUUGUCAAUGUUACUGGCAAAAGAAAACAUUAAUAUUGAGACAAGCAAAACUGAGCCAUGGUUUCUGAAGUCCAAUCAAAGAGUAAGAAAAAGAAGUACUGGGUCUGAUGGGACUACAAGUUCAGGGAAUUCUGGGAGUACUUUCCCUUCCGCCACAGAUUCGCCGUCGUCUACUACUUCUGGUUCCUACACAACUACGAACAGUUACUACCACACUUCAACCUACGGGUGGAUUGGCUCUGACGGUACCUGGUCUAGUUUUCAGGAUUAUAUGAAUGAUCUUGAUCAACAUGUUCAGGAUGAGUGGAGCCUGAGAGUUGCUAAAUUCCAGUCAGAAUUUCAAAAAAAUACAAGAGAAAUAAGGGAAAACGUAGGUCACGCCAUCUCUGAUAUGUUGGUAUCCUGUGCAUUCAACGGAAACGAGUGUUACCAUAGUAAUUUUAGUCUGUUCCAGUCUUUGGAGUAUGGGAACUGCUACACGUUUCAGGAUACUUCGUACAUUACCAAGCGAUCAGGACCUCUCCUGGGUCUACGCCUUACACUUAAUAUUGAAACUUUUGAGUAUGUUAAGGACUAUAUGGAUGCAUUUGGUAUGCGUUUGGUAAUUCAUGAACCCGGUACGUUUCCUUUUCCAGAAGAAGAGGGAUUUACCUUAAACCCUAAUUUCGAAACAACCAUAGGGAUGAAAUUGGUAACAAUCCAGCGAGCAUCUGAACCGCAUGGAAAUUGUGAAUCGGGUGAAGACUUUACACGAAUGUUUGGAAUACGCUACACUAUCCCGGCCUGUCUGAAACUUUGUCGUCAGAGAGAAAUAAUUAGCCAGUGUCAAUGCAUUCCUUCUACUUCAUACAUAAAGAUUGGGAACACCGAUUCCCUACCACUCUGUUCAAAUUCAACCGAUGCAAGCAGAUGUGAGGAAUUUCUUGUCUUCAAGCUAGAAAAUAAUUUACUUGACUGUAACUGCCGAAGCCCGUGUAGACAAAUAAUAUAUGACACUAGCUUAUCUGGGAGAGCCUGGCCAAGUCAGAAAUUUUUGAAAGAGAAUAUAAUGGCUGACAUUUGUGAUGGAUCCCGCAAUUGGUUUUUCGCCCAGGAAUGCAAUAAAGUAUUACAGAAUUACGCUACAGAGAGUGAAAUCGAGAGCUUAUCAGGAAACUUUCUAAAAGCCGUAAUUUAUUACGAGGAUUUGAACUACGAGGAAAUUAGAGAAGAGCCAAUGUAUGACGGCUUUCAGUUAAUUUCGGAUGUCGGUGGUGCACUUGGUCUUUUCAUGGGGGCCUCCAUCAUGAGUUUUGUAGAGAUUUUUCAAUUUUUCAUCGAACUACUAAAUUUUUUGCGCUCGAAAGUGUUCCGGAGACCUACGAGUUCAUUAACACCAGUCACAGACAUUUAUUUCAAAGAACCAAUAGAGAAAGAGGAUCAAACCUGGUCGAAAGAAUGAAUGCCAAA
Messenger RNA from Saccostrea cuccullata (small rock oyster), 2039 nucleotides. Its product is annotated as amiloride-sensitive sodium channel subunit alpha-like. Gene Ontology annotation, molecular function: ligand-gated sodium channel activity. The transcript is spliced from 12 exons. The coding region runs from base 1 to 2031 and encodes 676 amino acids. NCBI's taxonomy places the organism in Eukaryota, Metazoa, Mollusca, Bivalvia, Ostreida, Ostreidae. Gene Ontology annotation, biological process: sodium ion transmembrane transport. The record is from RefSeq and is a predicted model, not a curated record. Gene Ontology annotation, cellular component: plasma membrane.